Molecule: messenger RNA, 1507 nt
Organism: Dermacentor silvarum
Lineage: Eukaryota; Metazoa; Arthropoda; Arachnida; Ixodida; Ixodidae
Product: sulfotransferase 1C2
Exons: 4
Coding region: 415-1407 (330 amino acids)
Biological process (GO): sulfation
Cellular component (GO): cytoplasm
Molecular function (GO): sulfotransferase activity
Source: RefSeq, a predicted model, not a curated record
CAACUGUGGGCAGUCCAGCGGGCCGAUGAUGCCACCAGAGCCCGAGGGCUCGUGGCAGGCGCCUAGGCAGGGUGAAGCCAGCCCUAUUAAAUGGCCAGACAAAAAUAAAGUGUUUACCUAUAUACCUACCACAUUUCUUUGAUUACAAAGUUUCCAGUGCAUGCAUGCCCACAGAGGCACUUCGCUGCGAAGAUCGCAAUGCUGUCGGCUCUAAGGUAGUCGACUGUUCCAGAUUAGAUGUGAAUGUCAUCUGUUCCAUAAAAAUAUUCCAGGGCUCCGAGUUGACCUCAGUUACGCUUGCCCGCUGAUUGAAGUAUAUUACGAGACUCCAAGCCGGACAGCCCUUCACACAGCAGUCGCACUCUACGUUCACAUUGAAAAAGAUACCCUGCGCAACUGCAUCUGAGAAGAACAAUGGCCGCCAGCAAUGUGACCUGCUCGACGCAAACCAGCGGUAAUGCUUCGAGGCUUCGCCGCUUCGAAGGCAUCUUGUUUGGCGACACGUUCGACGAGUCUCGGAUUCGAUCAGCGAUACAGUAUGAGCCUCGGGCCGGUGACGUGUUCGUCGUGGGCUUCCCGAAGACGGGCACAACUUGGUUGCACUUCACGGUGCGGCACCUGCUCAACAAAGACGACGAGACGCCGCUGGAGAGCGCUGCGGCCUGCAUGCCCAGGGUUUCAUUCCUCGAAAUCGCCGGUGGCGAGAAUGUCGAGUCACUGCGCAGGCCUGGCGCUGUCAUCAAGACGCACUUGCCCUUCGAGAACGUACGCUUCUCGGAAAACGCCAGAUAUAUCUACGUGCUGCGUAACCCGUACGACACCUGUGUGUCGUACUACCACCAUAUGCGAAGGAAUUCGUCGGAUUUGAGCGACAUGAGCUUUGACGACUUCUUCGAGCAGUUCAUCGACGGCUAUGUUCACCCGAACGACUACUUCGACCAUUUGACAUCCUGGCUGGCUCAAAGGUCAAAGGCCAACUUUCUCUUCAUCACGUACGAGGACAUGAUAAGAGAUCCGCGCUCCAGCAUCUUGAAGAUUGCGGCCUUUCUCGACAAAAGGCUAGAAAUGACUCUGAGCAAAGACGAGGCUACGCUGGAUGCAUUCUUGCAGACGAUCUCCGCUGAUGUCAUGAAAGUGUACUUCCUCGACGCCUGGGCGGCCACACAGCGAGACAUGCCCAGCGGCCGCAACCAUUCCAAGUCAGCAAACGACAAGCACUUGAGCGGCCCGUGUGAGCCGGAGGAAAAAGCCAGAGGCAGAAACACCAUCAGGAAAGGGGUUGUCGGAGACUGGAAGAAUUACUUCUCGGCAUCUCAGAUUGAACGCAUGAAGGCCAAAAUGGCGUCAAAGACUGUCCCACUCAAACAAUUACUUGAUGUUCUGUGGAAGAACGCCGACUUGCCAUAGACAGCUGAUGCUGCGCACACGCUGUGUGCGUGCAGAGUGAUUGCAGCACUUGCAUUGAUUCGCAAGCAUCAAUCUUGAGAAUAAAUUUACACAAAGUCGA